UUGAAUGAUGAAAUCGCGAGCUGGAAAGUGCUCGGUUCCCAUUUUAGUUAUGUGCAUUUAGCUUACCUCAUCAUCGCCGCGUUAAGCAUCGGGCCGACAGUGCACUGGAUUAUUCUUCACGGUGGUCUGGACAAUGACCAUGUUCUGAAAUGGUUGCCAAACCUGCUGAUAUUAUAUGCAGCUACGGGAUCUGCAUUCCUCUUUCACGUAUCGAUGGUUCCAGAACGAUUCCUACCUGGCACAUUUGAUAUGCUUGGGUACAGUCAUCAGUGGUGGCACGUGCUAAUCCUCGUAGCAAUGGGAUUUUGGCAAAAAAUCAGCCUCGAUUAUUUGGCGCUGCACCGCUCGUAUCCGCACUAUUGCUUUACGCAUCACGGAUUGCGGAAUCUAACUAGCAGCUGA
Messenger RNA from Gongylonema pulchrum, 402 nucleotides. NCBI's taxonomy places the organism in Eukaryota, Metazoa, Nematoda, Chromadorea, Rhabditida, Gongylonematidae. The record is from the annotation of a GenBank genome assembly.